Messenger RNA from Peniophora sp. CBMAI 1063, 1620 nucleotides. Lineage: Eukaryota; Fungi; Basidiomycota; Agaricomycetes; Russulales; Peniophoraceae. The record is from the annotation of a GenBank genome assembly.
AUGCUUUCAUCUCUGUCAUGCCAUCUGCAAAGAGAGCUGGAAACAUUUCGCGAAGAGUGGAGGUUAGAAUUGCGGCAAAAGAGAAGCCCCGUUCGGAAGGUGAACGACAACCGCUUUUGGCAAGUAAUGGCUAUAUGGACGCUUCCGGACGAUGUUAUGUGCGAAAUAUUCCACGCCGCCGCUGAGCUCGAACCCCCACGAAGAGCGAGUGUGCUACGCGCUUGGCCCGAGCUAGACACCUCUCGUAUGGAGCACCUAAUUGCUCUGGGGUGGAUUCGUCUCACGCACGUCUGCCAGAACUGGAGGGCGAUCCUACUGAGCAUGACCGACCUAUGGGGUCGUGUAGCGUUCACGUUCACGUCCCGCUCGGCCUUCCCGACCUUAUUCGUCCGUGCUGGAGGGGCACCCGUGGAUAUUGAUGCUCCUCUUGAUGAGGAGAAGUGGCCUCGAUGCGAGGCCCUCAUCAGUCUUCCGCUAGCUCGAUCACUCAGGAUCAACAGCCGAGUAACUCCAAGGUUACACGCGUUUCUGACGCUGAACUCGGAAUCGAUGUCCUGGCUGCGUGACCUACGCAUGGUGUUGCCUUACGACAAAGAGGCAGACCUCGAGUUGGCUCAGCGUAACAUCACUAUCGAUGCACCCCGCCUCGAAUGCGCAUCUUUCAAGUUUUGCCGAGGGAGCUCUAUCACUCUGUCUUUCACUACCACGAUGCUCCGCCACCUGGAAGUACGCGCCGAAUACAGCGUGCGAAACGGAAGCCAUAUCACAGGAAACUACGCGUGGAUUAUUGCCCUCUUGCGCACGUCUCCGCUGCUGGAGAACCUGUCAAUCGUUAUCAACCCAGGAGAGAGUGUAGUCGACUGGGACUCACUCCUACACGGAACGUCACUCCAGCUCGCAAAGCUCCGGACUAUCAAGCUGGAGGAUAGCUCGUACUCUCAUCUAAUCCCCCUCAUGAAGCACAUUCGCGCCGCUGGCCCACCUUCUUCACUAUCCGCCUCUUUUGGGACCUAUCUCGGCGAGCCCGUAGCACGCCUGCUCUGGCAACAGUACAUCUCUCGUGUUGCGGAGUAUACGCGCGGCUUUGUAGGCUAUCUUGGCCGGAUAGACCAUAAUGCGUUCUUCCUCGGCGCGACGAAGGGUACCAAACGCCUCUCCAUUCGAUCUCUACCCAACAGCGACGUAGACCCGGCGGAUCUCGCCAAUACUCUACACGAUCAGGAUGUCGAUCGCGCUUUAGCGAUCGAAGAGCUGGUGAAUAUGGUUUCGCUGAAUGUCACGGACAUCGAGUAUCGUCCACCCAGGGACCCACGGCCCGAUUACGAAUGGUUCUCCACGCUGGCGGACAGCAUUCCGAAUAAGGAUCGCAUUGAGCAACUCUUCUUACGUGUCGAAUUGAAUCAGGACUAUGUCUGGUCCAGCCGGUGCCGCGAGCGCCUCCUACGCCCGAUGACGGCCGUACGCACUCUGUGCCUUCUACCGUGCAUGUCUCAGAGCAGCUGCAUAGAACAGCUGGUACUCUGCCAUAUGGACCCAACGUUCUUUCCCGCGCUGCAGACUCUCAUCGUCAGAUUGGAGAUGUCUACCCAUUUCGAGGACCACGCACGACUGGGCGAAUGA